AUGGCAACAAAGAAAACGAAAAAGACGAAAUUAAAGUCUUUGUCAUCUGGAAGACCUCCGAUUUCAAAAUCAACUCGAUCCAUAUCUAAUAAAGCAACCAGGACCCUCAUUAGAGCUCAUCACACCUUGGAAAAGCAGAAAGCGCAAGCUAUCAAGGACGGAGAUCAUGCGAAAGCUGAAGCAAUCGCUAGGGAAAUUGAAUCCAAAGGUGGGUUGAAACGAUAUCAAGAGGCAAGUCUUCUCGGUCAGAGCAAUGACAGAGGAGGAGAUAGUUCUAGAGUUUUGAUGGAGUGGUUGCAACCGACCGUCCAGGCUUUGAAAGAGCAAGCAGCCACCGAACCUCUUCGACUACUGGAAGUCGGAGCUCUGAGUCUCACCAACGCAUGCUCGAAAAGCAAGCUUUUCAGCAUUGAAAGAAUCGAUUUGAAUAGCCAAGCCGACGGGAUCAAGCAGCAAGAUUUCAUGGAGCGACCACUUCCCACAUGCCAAGCGGAAUAUUUCGACAUUGUCAGUUUGUCUCUCGUCCUCAAUUACGUCCCGGAUGCCAUAGGCAAAGGUGCAAUGUUGCUUCGCACUCUAAAAUUCUUGAAGUCCAAGAUGUACACGGAAGACUUGAAGGCGGUAUUUCCUUGUCUGUUCCUGGUAUUACCUUCACCCUGUGUUUUGAACUCACGGUAUAUGGACGAAAAGAAACUAGAGUCUAUCAUGAUGGCUUUGGGAUUUGUUCAGAUCAAGAAGAAGCUUUCUAAUAAGCUGGUUUACUAUUUGUGGAAACUAGAGUCGCCGACAACGAAUCGACAAUUUGGGUUCAAGAAAGAGGAAAUUCGCUCGGGAAAGGAUAGGAAUAACUUCUCUAUCGUUCUGAAGUGA
This is a messenger RNA of Glarea lozoyensis ATCC 20868, 870 nucleotides long. RefSeq lists its product as uncharacterized. The transcript has a single exon. Gene Ontology annotation, molecular function: rRNA (adenine) methyltransferase activity. Lineage: Eukaryota; Fungi; Ascomycota; Leotiomycetes; Helotiales; Helotiaceae. The record is from RefSeq and is a predicted model, not a curated record. Bases 1 to 870 code for a protein of 289 amino acids. Gene Ontology annotation, cellular component: nucleolus.